Messenger RNA from Mucor velutinosus, 1461 nucleotides. RefSeq lists its product as uncharacterized. NCBI's taxonomy places the organism in Eukaryota, Fungi, Mucoromycota, Mucoromycetes, Mucorales, Mucoraceae. Bases 1 to 1461 code for a protein of 486 amino acids. The record is from RefSeq and is a predicted model, not a curated record. The transcript has 5 exons.
AUGAUGCUUCUAGGUAGAAAACGCCCACACAACGGCAAACCUAUAACACAAACUGCGAUUGUAGAUACCAAAAGCCAGUUGAAGGAAACGAGAUCCAAGGAGGUCAUGGACAUAUUCAUGCAACAAACUAAACUCACACCUACCGAGAAUAACCUACCCACAGCGAACUUAAGACAGGAUGCCAACAUGUCCUCUUAUAAGACCACCACACUAUCCAAACACUCAGAGGAUGUCCAAUUGAUUUGGUCCCUGGCCAUAGCACUUACUCAAGCAAAUCAAGCAGCCUCCGUCAAGAAAUGGAUGCGUGAUCUUGUUCAGCCAGGCCUCGAGAACCAACUGAAGCGUUCACAGGAACUCUACGUUAAUGAUCCAUUUAUCACCACAUUUGUCUACAUGACAUUUGGACAAACAGACGCAGCGAGUGAAUCAGCACAAGCACAGAACGACUUCAAUUUGGCCAUGUUUAUUAUUCAUUCAGAGACCAAAGAUACCACACAAGUCGUUCAGCAACAGAUUUUGGAUUUCAAGGCAAACGGACAAUGGCAGACAAUGACAGUGUUUCACAAAAAGUGCUGGUAUGCUGUUGCUGGCGAUUUGGGAUACAUGGCAGCCGAUGAUUUCGCGGUGACAGAACGUGUUUAUUGGCAAUGUGCACUGGGCAUGUACAUUUGGUUUGGCACUCGACAUGGCAGCUUUGAUCUGAGUCGAUACAACAAAGCGCUGGAUGACCGCACAAGCUCCAACAUCAAUCAGUUCAAGACAACUAAACACACCGCAGUGCCAGAUGUUCGAUGUCUGUGGUACCAGCUAUUACAGUGGUGGAUAGGCAAUGACAGAGUUGCAAACAUUGACGAAUGGCCAUUGGAUUUAGUGUGGCUGUUGACUUUGUACAAACAACCGAACACAAUGAACGAAACGUACGCCUUGAGAUGGAUUGAGUAUCUGGAGACGCAAGAUAUGGCAGAAUUAGCCAUCUACGCCACAUUUUUUUUGAAGAGGCCAGCAGAAAAGUUGAACCACAUUUUGCGUGAAUGUGAGUGGAGCAACGAAGCCAAACUGAUCAACAGCUACCACAUACCCAGAAAGCAGGUUUACGUUGCCAAAGCACUGAACGCACAUGAUUCCUGGGACUACGAAGGCGAAUUCAGAUGUUUGAUCCAAGGCGGACUAAAGGAACAGGCGAAAAUGGCAUUGUUGCACUUUCUGCUGCCAAAGAUAUAUGAUGAUAGCGACACUGCUUUGACAAAGAGUAUACACUUUCUAUCCGAGAUGCCAAAUCCUGACGAGGACGACGACAUCAAGACAUUGACAGACACAUACAGAGCGCUCCUCACCAAAGACAAUAUGGAGCAUGCUGAGCGCUAUAUUAAAGAGCUACAGCAACUGCAGCAAAAGUAUAAAUCAAAAAAUUUGCACACGCUGUUACAAGGAUUGAUCGAGUCAUUAACGGACCACAUGUAA